CAAUCCGUGGCACCAGUCUGGCUCAGUGAGUCGCUUUAAGACUAUCAGUGUCAUGGCACCAUCACAUCCUCCGACUGCUGGAUCUUCCGCUGUUUCUUAUUAGUGACAGUGCGCCACUAGGGGAAUCAUUUUACGCACGAGCACCUACAGGCACAACCCGACUGUGGCAAGCCUCUGUCCUCCUGUUGCGCCAUGGAGAACUCCAGCCUGAUGGGUGGCGACGUGCAAAACGCUGGCUUGAUAGACUUUCUCACGUCGGACACUUUAAAACAAGUUGUGGAUUUCCCAGAGGACGCUGCCAUGGCUGGAUUAGUGGCCAGCAGUGCUGUCUUCCUCGAAGGCAGCACAUUCAGGACUGCCGCUGGAGCUGAGUUUAUGGCCGUUCCGCCGACGGAAUCCCCUCACCUGAUGCCUGCCUUUUGGGAUUCCCCGCUCAGUCACGGAAUCAAUGUGUUUGUGGGACUUGUUCUGUGCUUCACCAUGCUGGGGCUGGGCUGCACGGUGGAGGUUAACCAGCUUGGAGAGCAUAUCCGCAGACCCAUCGGGGUGCUGCUGGCACUGGUGUGUCAGUUUGUUAUCAUGCCCUUGGUGGCCUUUCUGUUGGCUUUAGCUUUCUCUCUGGAUGAUGUGGCAGCGAUGGCUGUUCUUCUCUGUGGGUGCUGCCCGGGAGGAAACUUAUCAAAUAUCAUGUCACUGCUGGUGCACGGGGAGAUGAAUCUCAGCAUCAUCAUGACCAUAUCAUCCACUCUGCUGGCGCUCGUGCUGAUGCCGCUGUGUCUGUGGAUCUACAGCCGAGCCUGGAUCAACACACCUGUGGUGAACCUCAUGCCCUUCGGGGCCAUCAUCCUGACCCUGUGCAGCACUCUCAUCCCUAUUGGUUUGGGAGUUAUGCUGAGAUACCGCUACACGCGUGUGGCCGACAUUGUUUUAAAGGCAUCCCUGUGGUCUCUGCUGGUCACCCUUGUGAUGCUCUUCAUCCUGACCGGAGCGAUGCUGGGGCCGGAGCUCCUGUCCACCAUCCCACCCUCUGUCUACGUGGUGGCCAUCCUGAUGCCUCUGUGUGGCUACGCUGCAGGUUACGGCCUGGCUAUGCUCUUUGACCUGCCUCCCAACAGCCGCAGGUCAGUCUCUCUGGAGACAGGAUGCCAGAACGUGCAGCUGUGCACUGCCAUCCUGAAGCUGGCCUUCCCUCCUCAGCUGAUGGGAGGGAUGUACAUGUUCCCUCUGCUGUACGCCCUGUUCCAAGCAGCUGAGGCGGGCAUUUUCAUCCUGGCAUACAGGAUGUACAGGAAGAAGGUCCUGCACAAACCAGAUCCCAUGAAGGACAGCGAGGACACGGAUAUAACAUACCAGAGGUUUCAGGAUGAUGAAGACAUUGACACAUCUUAUGGUGCCGUGACAGUGUCUGACCCAAACACCAUCAUGCUGGACCCCUGUCCUCCUGAUCCAACUCCUGUUUAAUGUGCAAAUGUUUAAAGUCACUUCUUCAGAUGUAGGGGAGCAGAAUAAAACCUGCACGUGGAUUCAGUUUGAUCGCUGUCAUUGAAAACCUGGGAGACUUUGCAGGGAAAACCAGAAUGUUUAUCACUGACCUGAUUGCUGAAAAAAAGGUGCUUUGUCAUUUGCUUCAUUCAUUCAAUUUGUCAAUUUAUGUCUAAUAUGGGAUGAAAAAGCAUCAUAAUGUUUUACAUUAUUGCAUCAGCUAAAGCAAAUCAUGCCAUCUAAGCAAAACAGCAUUUAGUUUCACAGAUGGACAGUGCUUCAGUGUGUGUGAGUGGAAGAAAGACAUCUGACAAACAUAUCAUGUUAUUCAUCGCAGUGCCAAUCCAGUAUGUGUGCUCCAUAGACACAACUAAGUCUGAACAAAAUGUACAAUAUGUGUAUAUUAUAAAGAGUUGCAUCGAGACAAUAAAACGU
Messenger RNA from Epinephelus moara (kelp grouper), 1917 nucleotides. RefSeq names its product solute carrier family 10 member 4 (gene slc10a4). The record is from RefSeq and is a predicted model, not a curated record. Bases 193 to 1461 code for a protein of 422 amino acids. The transcript has 3 exons. Gene Ontology annotation, cellular component: membrane. Gene Ontology annotation, biological process: bile acid and bile salt transport. Lineage: Eukaryota; Metazoa; Chordata; Actinopteri; Perciformes; Serranidae. Gene Ontology annotation, molecular function: bile acid:sodium symporter activity.